Messenger RNA from Myiozetetes cayanensis, 3031 nucleotides. It is a transcript of the gene GLDN, whose product is annotated as gliomedin. The transcript has 10 exons. The record is from RefSeq and is a predicted model, not a curated record. Gene Ontology annotation, cellular component: cell surface. The coding region runs from base 671 to 2110 and encodes 479 amino acids. Gene Ontology annotation, biological process: signal transduction. Lineage: Eukaryota; Metazoa; Chordata; Aves; Passeriformes; Tyrannidae.
CCAUUGGUGAUUUAAAUAUCCUGUGUUUCACUUGGAGAUACCAGAAGACUGCAAGACUACACUUUAGAUCUUUGGAACAGCAUUCUGUGUGCCAGCUCACAUUAUCCAGCCCUCUUUCUGGAAUCCUGCCAGAUUGUGUGUUUUGGUUUUAGGCAUCACAAGAGACUUGAGUAUCUCUUGUUAUUCAUAGCUGACAGGAAUAGCAUUUUUUUAAGUUCAAUACUAACAUAAGAAAGCACUGCUAUAGAGUGCUAUAUUGGGAGCUUGGGGAGUUUGCCAUAAUGGCUGAACUGCAGGUGGCUGCAGCCCUGGGCUAAGUCAGGGGGCUGGUUUGUGUAAGAAAGCUGCCAGUGUGUAACAGGAGUCCUGGCUGAGCUGGGGAACUCAGGCCCUUGAGAACCUCAGCAGUUCAGUGCUGGAAAUCCCUCUGAUCUUCAUCCAUCAUCCAUCUGUCUCUGAAAUAUGACUGCUUAGAUAAUUAUCCAAAGGAAUAUUUUUCCAUUUAGUUCCAUAUUGAAAAUCCUUUUGUGAGUAUCUUCCUCCUCAAUGGUGUUUCCAUUUAGUUUUCUUUGUGACUUGGUAGAUCUUGAAGGCUUAGGCUGUUUUCCAGGAAAGGGAAAUAAGGUGCAUAGAAACAGGCUAGAAGGAAGAGAGCACAUGGCCAGUUUGCAUGAAGAAGUUUGCUUUCAAGAGGCAACCAGAGGCCAGUCAGCAUAAACUGACCUUUCUGAACUGGCAGGUUAACAAUGUUUGGACCAAACCCUGGGUACCAGGAGGCCUCACUGUUUUCCUGCUGUGUGCCAUGGGCAACUUGGAAUUCUGGACGUUUGGGAGUCUACAGGUCCGAGUGAUGGUGGAUUUAUGUAACAGCACAAAAGGGAUUUGCUUAACAGGCCCUCCGGGUCCCCCAGGGCCCCCUGGACUUGAUGGACUGCCUGGCUACAAUGGAUCAGAUGGAGUCCCAGGCAUACCAGGACAAAAGGGAGAACCAGGAGUAAAUGGAAAAAGAGGAAAAAUUGGUCUACCAGGACCAAAAGGUGAUCAAGGGCAGAAAGGAGAACCUGGAGAAAUGGGUUUACCUGGCAAGGAUGGUAUGCCAGGAGCAAAAGGUGCAAGAGGAGCCAAAGGGGAAAAGGGGGAUGCAAGCAAUGAUGUAAUAUUAGAAGGUGCAAAAGGUGAACCUGGACCACCAGGGCCCCCUGGACCACCUGGACCCCCAGGACCUCCAGGUAAACGUAAAGGCAAAGCUAAAGCAGAGCUUGAGGAGAACAUAUACAGCAGCACCUGCACAGGUGAGGCAUGUGCUGUACCAAAUGAUGACACCCUGGCUGGAAAAGCUGAAGACAGAACCCCUGGUCCUCCAAAAAAACCUGAAUGUGUCAUAACAUCUGUGGGAAGUCCUGUUCACUUUGUCAGUGUUCAGCAAACUUUUGGAACCUGGAUGCGGGAGCCUGCAAAUAUAAGUGAUGAAAGGAUUUGGCUUACCAUGCAUUUCUCAGGAAACUCCAUAAAAGAAUAUGAGAAUUCCAAUGCCUUGCUGAAUAACAGCUACAGGAUCAUUAACAUCACAGGAUUCUUUUAUGGAUGUGGUCAUGCAGUACAGAACAAUCAUCUGUACUAUCAGAAGGGAGGAACCAAUGUCAUUCUAAAACUUGGGCUCGACAAAGCAUCGCUGGGCACUCUGCUCAUUGAAAAUGCCCUACACCACGGGCGCAACUACCUCUUCUCUAACUCCAAGACGUAUUUCAACAUAGCAGUGGAUGAGAAGGGGCUCUGGAUUAUCUAUGCCUCGAGCACUGAUGAAAACAUAAUGGUAGCACAUAUUGACGAAGAAACGUUUUCGGUCAUUCGGCACAUCAACACCACAUAUCCUAAGUCCAAGGCUGGUAAUGCAUUCAUAGCAUGUGGCAUUAUUUAUGUUACUGACACCAAGGACAUGACAGUAAGUUUUGCUUUUGAUUUAUUGAAAGGGAAGCAGGUUGAUGCAAGGUUUGAAUUACGGUCUUCACAGUCUGUUCUUGCUAUGCUUUCAUACAGUCUACGAGACAAGAAUUUGUACACGUGGGAGAACGGGAGCUUAAUGGUGUACCCUGUACAUUUUGGUAGAUGAAAAUAUUUUAAAAUGCCAUGUAUGGGAGCCAUGCUUGUCUAAGAAAUCCGUUUAAAGCUCUAUGACAUACACACGUGGGUCUCUUGACUUGGCAUCAUUUUCUGUUUACUGAUGGUGGUUUGCGAGUGUGUCUAAAAGCGAGAUCAGGUGCCCCUGUAUAAACACACUUCAGUUACACAGGCCAUCCUCAUCUUUUUAAAAAAAUACCUGUUCACUAUUGCAGCUGGCACACAGUUAGCACAGACCUGCUUUUGUUUCUCCCCUGUUAUUCAGCUGAUAAUUGUAUGUAAUGUACAUCGAUUAUUCCAUGGUCAUGUGCUCAGCAGAGACUAUUUAUAACUUUCAGUUGUGAUCAUCUUCUUUGCAAUCAUUUUCUAGUCAGUGAUGAUGGUCUAGUAUAAAUGUCUAAAUAAUGAACUUUUCAGUACAAAUACCUUUGUCACUUUCAUUUAAUUUCCAUGGAUUCUCAGUGAAGAUUUUUUUCUGAACAGAGGUUUACAGCUGUUAAAAAUAAGGGGAAUGGAAAGAGUUAUUUAAAUAGAAAAAAAGCAGAAAGCUUCCCCUUUGACAAGCUUUGUUAAUAAUCAACAAUCAACUGUUAAUAAUCAAAAGCAAAAUCCAGCCAAAGUACAAGGAAAAUAGGAAUAAUGACAUGAAGUAUUGAAUAUACAUUUUGUUUCAUAAAUGAAGAACUGGAAGAAAAGUAGCAAGGUUUAAAGUUGAAGAGAAGAUGUAACAUUUAUGAUUAAAAUUUCAUUUUUAACAGUGUUUGCAUUUUGAGUUUCUUGUGUUGCUGCAGACUCUUCCUUGUCCCUCACUGUCAUGUAAACUUGCUUAUAAUUAUAGUAAGGCAUAUUUCUAAAACAAAAUGUCCCCACAUCCAUCCAUACAAAUGAAAUCAUAAAAUGAAGGGUAUAUGUU